This is a messenger RNA of Cotesia congregata, 2061 nucleotides long. Lineage: Eukaryota; Metazoa; Arthropoda; Insecta; Hymenoptera; Braconidae. The record is from the annotation of a GenBank genome assembly.
AUGAAAUCUUCUCUUAUUCCGUCUCUCAUUAUGGGAGAUAUAAUUCACUUGAAUGUCGGCGGAACUAGAUUUUCAACGUCUCGUCAAACACUCACUUGGAUCCCAGAUUCAUUUUUCACAGCGUUACUGAGUAACCGAAUUGCCAGUCGUCGGGAUGAAACUGGUGCUUUGUUUAUUGACAGAGACCCACAAAUAUUCUCAAUUAUUUUAAAUUAUUUGCGUACCAGAGAUAUUGAUUUAAAAAGUAUUGACAUCAGGACACUGAGACAUGAGGCUGAGUACUAUGGUAUCACUCCAUUAAUUAAAAGAUUGAUGCUUUGUGAAGACCUAACGCAUUCCUCCUGUGGUGAUGUACUAUUCUAUGGAUAUUUACCGCCUCCCAGUAUUCCAUUGCAAGAAUCAGCUAGUGUGCCUGUUAGUACUACAGAUGUUGGAGUUCACGGAAGAACGGUAGCAUCUCCACGUCCGGAAACAUCACAACCCAGCACAUCUCAAGCUACUCCAAAUCAAGCGUCUAAUACAAAUGGACCACAAAAUCAAAAGCCGCCAACGUCAAAUCACACGAGAAAUUCGUCACUGGAUUACAGAUUGCCACAAAGAGGAUUACAACACUCGCGAAAUCCAUCACUGGAUCUCCGACAUGCCCGUAACAGUUCCGCUGAUAUGAAUAAAUACUUCAGAAAUGAGGUUGGUUUGGUAUUUGGUCCUCAUCAAGCAUCAGGCUGGGUGGAUCCUCUGAGAGUUCAGAUGAUUAAAGCCCAUCACAAUUGGAUUGUGAUAGCUUACGCACAUUUUAUAACAUGUUACCGAUUAAAAGACUCGUCAGGAUGGCAGCAUGCAUUCACUAGUCCUCAUGUCGAAGCAAUAAUCGAAAGAGUAGCUAUCAAUGCUAAAAUGGGCAGCGGAGCUGACGGAAAAAUGGUUGCUAUAUCUUACGGGAGUCAAAUACGUUUGUGGAGCGUAUCUGAAGACGGAAUUAAGACUAAUAUUGGUACAUUUAAUUUAAAUGUACGCGUAGAGUAUUUAUUUUUCAUUGGCAGCCAAUUGGUUGCUUUGUCUCCAACCGGUAAAAUUGGAGUCUGGCAUGCAAUGUCUCAGCAUUGGCAAAUUCAAGAUGUCGUUUCAAUAUCAUCUUUUGAUACUGCUGGAUCUUUUUUGUUGCUUGGAUGUAACAACGGUUCUAUUUACUACAUCGAAAAUAACCGCAUAAUAAUAAUCUUACUGGAAGAUAUUCUGUCCCUUUCUACAGGUCUUUGUGGAAAUUGGAUUGAGAUUGCCUAUGGAACAAAGUCUGGAAUAGUCAGAAUUAUAGUCCAGCAUCCUGAGACUGUAGGUCAUGGUCCUCAGCUUUUCCAAACGUUUACCGUACAUCAGAGCAGCGUUACCAAAGUGAGAUUGUCUGAAAAAUAUUUGGUAUCUGUUUGCUCAGAGUAUAACCACGGUAGAAGUUGGGCAUUGACUCGAUUCCGAGGUAUGAUUUCGACUCAACCAGGUUCAACACCGGUAGCUAGUUUUAAAAUUGUUUCAUUAGAUUCUGUUGAUUCUUUGCUGAGUAAUGACGCUGGUAAUGAUUUUGGGCCCUUUGGCGAACAAGAUGAUGAACAAGUGUUUGUUCAAAAAGUAGUACCCGAAACAGAUCAAUUGUAUGUACGAUUAGCUUCUAAUGGAAAACGCGUAUGCGUAAUACAAUCGGUCGAUGGCAGUUCCAUAAGCUCGUUCUGUGUUCACGAAUGCGAGGGAUCAAGUCGUAUGGGAUCGCGACCAAGAAGAUUUAUAUUUACUGGUCACUCUAAUGGGGCUAUUCAAAUGUGGGAUUUAACUACGGCCCUUGAUCCUUCUUUUGAAUCUCAUCAAGCCAAAAAUUUUGCUGGUGGACCAUCGCCAGAAGAAUUAUGGAAGCUAUUAGAUCAAUGUGAUUUAAGUAAUAGUCAUUGCUCUACACCCUGUUUGAGUCCUUGUCCAGCAAUUGUUUCCUCUGGACCUAGAAUAAAGGCAAGCAAUGUACAGUUUCUUAAUCAAUUACAAAAUUCAGAAUCAAAUUCUGGUCCUAGCCAAGUCUAA